Messenger RNA from Medioppia subpectinata, 3118 nucleotides. NCBI's taxonomy places the organism in Eukaryota, Metazoa, Arthropoda, Arachnida, Sarcoptiformes, Oppiidae. The record is from the annotation of a GenBank genome assembly.
AUGAAACGUGGUAAUUUCAGUUACCAUCGAUGCGAUUUCCUGCACCGGCUCUCAGAUCAGGGCUGUUUCGAUCAGAUUUUCUUCCCGAGUCCUUCGUUCACUCCACUGCUCAACGAAGACCUCUCCAACAAGACAUCGGAGGACAGCGAUCCCAUCCAAUUGAGGCCACAGAGAGUGCAUCUCAAGAUCAGGCCUAACCUGCCAUACAAUGUUCACAUUCAGUUCAAACAGGCGCUCGACUAUCCCGUAGAUCUCUAUUAUCUGAUGGAUCUCUCAAAGUCUAUGGAAGACGAUAAGGAAAAGUUGGCACAACUCGGCAACCAAUUGGCUGUCAAUAUGAGAAAGAUUACAUCCAAUUUCCGGUUGGGUUUCGGCUCUUUUGUCGAUAAGGUUGUCAUGCCUUACAUUACAUCCAAUUUCCGGUUGGGUUUCGGCUCUUUUGUCGAUAAGGUUGUCAUGCCUUACGUCAGUACUGUUCGCGAAAAACUGGACGAGCCGUGCACUGGAUGUGCCGCACCGUAUGGUUUCCGAAAUCACAUGAAACUGGACACUAAUGCUAAUGAAUUUGUGCGAAAAGUGGGCGAAACACAGAUAUCGGGCAAUUUAGACGCACCGGAAGGCGGUUUCGAUGCCAUAAUGCAGGCAAUUGUUUGCAGGAAUGAGAUCGGAUGGCGAGAAAAGUCGCGAAAAAUGUUAGUCUUUACGACGGAUUCUGGAUUUCAUUACGCGGGCGACGGAAAGUUGGGCGGAAUUGUUAAGCCUAACGACGGAGAGUGCCAUUUGGACCGAUCCGGUCUCUACACUGAGAGCACGACCCAAGACUACCCGUCGAUUAGUCAAAUUAAUCACAAAGUGAAAGACCACCAUGUUAAUGUCAUUUUCGCCGUCACCUCCAAUCAGUUCGAUAUAUACCGACAAUUGGCCGAAGGCCUCAACCCUCUCAUCGAAGGCUCGACUGCCGGUAAACUAGAAAACGAUUCGUCAAAUAUCGUGGAUCUCAUUCAAGACGAGUACCUGAAGAUCACGUCCGCCAUUGAACUGAAGGACAACGCGACGGAUAACGUGAAAAUCACUUACUAUUCGUCGUGUCUUAACCAGAAGAAAGAGGAGACAAAGAUAUGCCGUGGGCUUAGAGUCGGCGACUCCGUUACCUUUGAGGCGAAGAUCGAAGUGACUUCUUGUCCGCGAAAUCGCGGCGAAUGGAACCAAACUAUACUCAUAUAUCCGGUCGGUCUGAACGACGCCCUUAUCAUCGAUUUGGAGAUGAUUUGCGAAUGCGAUUGCGAGAAGCCGUGGAACGAACAGACCUAUAGUCCCUAUUGUGAACACAGGGGUACCUAUGAGUGCGGCAUCUGUUCCUGUAAUGACAACUUCUACGGCCGUCGCUGUGAGUGCGACGCCAAAGAAGCGAAUCCCGCCGAAGAGGAACAGUCGUGUAUUCGCGGAAACGACACUAAAGUGUGCUCCGGAAGAGGCGCCUGCAGAUGUGGUGAAUGCGAGUGCUAUAAACGGGAAGCGCCCGAAGAGGUGACGGGAAAGUUCUGCGAAUGCGAUAACUUUAGUUGCGAUCGGUAUGACGGCAAAGUGUGCAGCGGACCCGAUCACGGCAAGUGCGAGUGCGGCACUUGUCUUUGCAACGACGACUGGACGGGACCCGACUGUAGCUGCAAGAAGUCCAACGAAGACUGUGUGGAUCCGCGCACUAACAAGGAGUGCAACGGCAGAGGCAAAUGUGUUUGCGGGCAAUGCAUAUGUGAGCCCAAAGGCGACGAACAAUACACGGGACAGUUCUGCGAAGACUGUCCUACAUGUAAAUCCCAGUGCGAGAUAUACAAGGAGUGCGUUCAGUGCCGUAUUCAUCAAAGCGGGCCGUUGGACGAGGAGGCGUGCAAUCAGUGUAACAUCAAUCCCAUCGGCACCUCUGAGUUCGAGGUGACAGACGGGGAACAGCUCUGUGUCUUCAUCGACGACGACGAUUGCAAAUUCCAAUUCAAAUAUAAAUACGAAGAGAAAGAGGAUCUCAUUUACGUGAUCGCGCAGAACACGAAGGACUGUCCCGAACCGGUCGACGUGUUGGCCAUUGUUAUCGGUGUGAUUGUGGGCAUCGUUCUCAUCGGUUUGGCGUUACUUCUCAUUUGGAAACUAUUGACAACAAUUCACGACAGAAGAGAGUUUGCGAAGUUUGAAAAGGAGAGAAUGAUGGCUAAGUGGGACACUGGCGAGAAUCCAAUCUUCAAACAGGCGACCACUACUUUCAAGAAUCCCACAUAUGGUGGCAAACAGUGAUAAUAAUAACGAAACGAUACACUUAUUAGAUUUGAUUAAUAAUCUCAACAAAAAAACAUAUUUAGAAAAUUUAAUAUUUUUCUUGUGUUCGAGACUGAAGUCUAAACAAUUUAAUUGAUAAUAACGUGUAUAUUAGCCGACAAUAUGUUUGUGUGUUUUAUUUUCUGUUGUUGUGUAAGACAUAAGUGUUAUAAAUGGAGAACUCCUUAACUCAUAGUUAACGCAUAUUAUUGUUAUUAUUAGUGAAGACUUAUUUUGGUGUCGACUAAAAACCUAAAAAACAGACUUAUUUCCGAUAAUAACACUCGUAUACAAAACACACAACGAAUUUGCCUUAAAAAUUAAGUGCAAAACUGUCCUAAAAAUUACUCUCAUUUAUGAAACGGUGCCAAAAGAGGGGUUGCGCUGGAAGUGAUGGCACAUACGUCUGGCCGUCUGCCUCCAGAAGAUGACAAAAAACCACAAUUCAUUAACUUAUUAUCUCUAUUGAUAUACAUUUGAAUGGUUUCGUAACUCUCUUUGUAUUUCAGACGACUAUUAAUAUAUUUUGAAUGAAAUCUGAAUUUUUAAGCUUAAAAUUGAGUCCAUAUUCGUAGUGACAGUAUUUUCUCGUAUAUUAUUCUCAUUAUAAUAUACUUUUUUCAACGAAAAACACAUUAAUUUAAUUUCAUAUUUAAUUUAAAAUAAUUCUGUCUCUCAUUCUUUUGGAUUAUAUAAGAGUUUCUAUAUUUUCAGUUUAAUUAAAGUAACAAAACACACAAAUUUUGUGCAAUUAAUUGAGUUUUUCCCCCUUUUAUUGCAAUCAUUUGAUUCUUUUGAUAAUUGAUUCGCU